Molecule: messenger RNA, 846 nt
Organism: Oryza sativa Japonica Group (Japanese rice)
Lineage: Eukaryota; Viridiplantae; Streptophyta; Magnoliopsida; Poales; Poaceae
Product: F-box protein At3g07870
Molecular function (GO): protein binding
Source: RefSeq, a predicted model, not a curated record
AUGCAGGACGACGGCGACGGCGACGACAACGGCUGGGACAUGCCCUCGGAUACCCUCGGCGAGAUCCUGCGCCACCUCCCGCCGCUCGACCGGCGGCGCUCCCGCCUCGUCUGCAGGCAGUGGCGCGACGCCGUGGACUCGCGCGCGCCGGCGAGGCCGGGCCCCGCCAAGACGCUCGUCGUCGCGCACGGCGCAGGGUACGUGUUCGACGACGUGCCGGGAGGGAGCAGCAGGGAGAUCCCGUCCCCCUGCCCUCUCGCCAACAUCGUCGGCACGUGCAACGGCCUGCUCUGCGUCGUCGGCACCGGCGCCGGGUUCACCACCGGCGGCUUCGUCUUGUCCAACCCCGUCACCGGCGAGGCGCUGCACGUCCCGCUGCCGACCAGAAUCGGCGCGCCGUGGAGAAGAUGGGAGCACAACGAGUACUACAGCUUCGCGCACCACCCGACGACGGGGCUGUACAAGAUCGUGCCCUUCCCCGUCGACGACCGGUGGACGGGGUCGUUCGACGCGGUGCAGGUGUACACGCUCGGGGAGGCCGCGUCGUGGCGGGACGUGCCGGCGCCCGCCGGAUCGAGCCGCCGCAAGAGCUGCGGGCUCGUCAGCGUCGACGGCUUCACCUACUGGGUCGCCAUGGACACCGAGAAGGUCAUGUCGCUGGACCUCAAGGACGAGCGCAUCACCGUCGUGAUCACGCUGCCGGCGCCCGCGUCGGAGCCUGGCCGCCAGUGCCGCCUGACCGAGGCACACGGGAGGCUCGCCGUCGCCGCCAUCGUCACCCAGCCGACGAACACCAAGACAGAGGUAAUUACUACAAGAUUCCAAACUUUUACCAAGGGGGUUUAA